Closterium sp. NIES-65 is the source of this 1404-nucleotide messenger RNA. The record is from the annotation of a GenBank genome assembly. Lineage: Eukaryota; Viridiplantae; Streptophyta; Zygnematophyceae; Desmidiales; Closteriaceae.
AUGGCUACCCCUAGUGUUCUUACCUUUGAUGCUGAGGGUCGUGCUGUUGACUUUGAGGUCAGGGUCGAUCACCUCCAGCUUUUCCUACAGUGCGAUAGGGCAGACGGACUCUCCCUAUUCGAUCUCACCUCUGGUGCCUCUCCUGCCCCGCCUACUGAUGCUGACAGCACUGUUCGCUCACAGUGGGCCACACGCGAUGCUGCUGCCCGUCUUGCUGUGCGUCGCCACUUACCGACCACUGAGCGUGCGCACUUUAGUCAGUACAAGAGUGCUAAGACCUUUCGGUCGGCGCUGCGUCUCCCCCUAGCGGGAGACGCCGCACCGGCAAGGGCAAGGAGGGCAAGGGCGCUGGAGGGGCUGGCGAGGGCGGUGGAGGUGAUGGUGGAGGCAGUGGAGGGGGUGGGGGUGGUGGUGGGAGUGGUGGCGGGGGUGGAGGUGUCGGUGGCAGCAGUGGAGGCGGAAGAGGCGGCGGCGGUGGCGGAGGGAGCGGAGGCGGCAGAGGUGGCGGAGGCGGCGGAGGUGGCGGAGGCGUCGGAGGUGGCGGAGGCGGCGGCGGCAGUGGUGGAGCUAGUCGCGGCUCUGCGUAGAGGAGUGGUUUUGGUGGUGGUCCGCGCCAGCAGCAGCAGCGCACUCGUGAGACCCUGUCCCCCCAGCAGCUUCUUGAGUGGUACGCUGGGCGUCAGCGAGUGCGGGGGCCCGCACUCCACCCAGCGCUGGUUUGGCCGCCUGACGGACGCGUGGCGUCACCAGUUCCCUGACGCCACUGAGAUCCCUCGCUGGGGAGUGCUGUCUCGGGCGGGGGUUGCUAUCUUUGAUCUUGAUUAUGAUACUAUUCUUGCUGCCAUGUAUGCUGUGUCUGCUAGUGAUGAGGGUGACUGUUACCUGUGUGUUCCGCCUGACCCGGGCAUUGAGGCUGCUGCUCUAGGUGCUGGUGAGGCUGCUGCUCUAGGUGCUAGUGCGUCUGCUGCCCCAGGUGCUGGUGAGUCUGCUCUCUCAGGUACCACGUCGGCUCAGGCCUUACACACCUUCACCCUUGACUCGGGUGCUUCCCGCUCCUUCUUUCGAGACCGCACCACGCUUACGCCGCUUAGUCGGCCAGUUGCGGUCUCCCUGGCAGUCCCCUCUGGGGGUCGUGUUCUUGCUAGCUUCUCCACUGUCUUACCGUGUCCGGCAGCCCCCUCUGGCACCCUGUCAGGUCUCUACCUCCCCUCGUUCUCUACGAACUUGGUGAGUGGUGCUGAUCUACAGGAUCGGGGGGUUGACCAGUUCACUCCUGCGUGUCAACGGGUGACCCACUGUACGUGUGCUCGGACGGGCCGACACUUGGCCACGUUUACCCGUCGACCAGGGUUGAGCCUGUACACACUGACUAGUGAGUCUCCUCCGGUUGCUGAGUCAGGUUAG